CUUGUCUCAUCCGUGGUUGCAAUUCAUUGGUUGCUGUGAUAUAAACAGGUCCACAUCCUUCAUUCUUAGUUCAAGGCUGACGAUAAGUGAUAUCAUAAAUCACAUUUUAAGUUAGCGGAUAUCUGACCCUGCAAACUGGGAACCAUGAAAGUUGUCAUAGUUGCAUUGAUACUGUGCUGUGCCGUCAUCAAUGCGUAUGGGCGCCCAAUUGAACAACUGGACGAGAAACGCGUUUACAAACGAAAUAAUCCAGAGAAAGAUUCAAUACUGGUCAUGAGAGCGCAUGUAGGCAUUCACUCCAAUGAGGGAAGUGACGAAAGUUUAGUUAAAGAACCAGAGGAGGAAGAAGAAGAAGAUGAGGAAGAGUCACCCAGCGGAGACGAAGGGUCCUCUAACGAGGAACAUCAAUCAGAAAACGAUGAAACAAUCGAUGAUGCUGCGGACUCAAACAAUGAUCAUCACGAGAACGAACACGAUGAUGAAGACGAUAAUGAUGAUGACGACGACGACGACGAUGAAGAUGAAGAUUGAUUUGCUUUAUUACGUCACAGCUUCCUUAGGUGAACGUAGGGAAUGGAUAGUUGGAACAGAAUCAUAGUUGGAUCAAGUCAUUGUUUUUGUAAUCACGUUCAGAAA
Pocillopora verrucosa is the source of this 636-nucleotide messenger RNA. RefSeq lists its product as uncharacterized. Lineage: Eukaryota; Metazoa; Cnidaria; Anthozoa; Scleractinia; Pocilloporidae. The record is from RefSeq and is a predicted model, not a curated record.